AUGAACGCCAACGCCGCGCCGCCGCUGGGAACGCGACCCCCGGUCGAUGUCGCGUCCUUCGACAGGAGCCAGCUCUCGGUGUACCUGAAGGACGUCGUCACGCUCGCGCUCGAGAACCGACCGGAGGAUCCCAUCGCGUUCGCGAGCGAUUACCUCCGGAGGGUGCUGGGGGGCGCCGGGGCGGUGGCCAGGGCGCACCAGUACCUCUCGCUGAGCCCGCACACGCGCAGGGCGUUCACGGACAACGCGCUCCUGGCGUUCGAGGUGCUCAGCGGCGACGAGGAGGGAGAGAAGCCCGUGCCCGGCCGCAAGUUCAACCAACUCAUCGACGCCCUGCUGGAAGACGCGCCAUCCGCAAUCGCCGAGCGCGUUCGCGACGUGCUUCGGACGACCGACGACGCGGAGGUGCGGUGGUGGGAGUUUCAGCGCGCCGCCAAGGCGUGCUUCGCGCUGAGAGAGUUACUGGAGGAGCUGGAGAGGCUCUACGAGCGCAGGGGAUUCACCGGCGCGGGGCCGUCGAGGACCCCAACAGAGCCGGAGAGGCUCCGCGACGACGACGACGACGACCGCCGCGCUAUCCUCGAACCGGGAUGCGCGUUCGAGGUUCCCCCCCGCCGCUCGCACCUCCCCAAGGCGGCGCUCACCAGGGUGCUGUACGAGACGCUCAGGCUGGAGCGGGAAGCCAUACCGUACCAUUGGGGGCCGAUCGGUAAACAGGUGCGAGACAUGGGACAAAAUGCGGGCGCGGCGCUCGGAGGCGUCGCCGGGAGCGUCGUCGGUUUCGAAGCCUUCGCGGGCGCGGUUGUGCGGACGGCGACGCCGAGGAAGGCGUCGAGGGCGGGUGACCGGGACGGCGCGGGCGCGUUUAACGCGAGGGAUUCGUCGUGA
Molecule: messenger RNA, 888 nt
Organism: Micromonas commoda
Lineage: Eukaryota; Viridiplantae; Chlorophyta; Mamiellophyceae; Mamiellales; Mamiellaceae
Exons: 1
Coding region: 1-888 (295 amino acids)
Biological process (GO): protein polyglutamylation
Molecular function (GO): microtubule binding
Source: RefSeq, a predicted model, not a curated record